GACUUUAAAGGGGUGUUGGUUGGCUGAGAGGUAACAGAUAGGGUUUAAUAUAGUCGCCAGGAUCACGUCGUGCACCUCGGAGCCCCUCUCGCCUCUUCAUCCGCUGUCGUCCACGUCCCCUGUCGACACCUUCUUCCUCCGACAAGCUGUGCGUGUGAGCCGCUGCGCCCUGCACCCGGAGCGAUGGGAGCAAAUCUGAGAUCUGAAUCUGAGCGUGUUCAUCAUGUUUUUUCCCGUGACAGAGGCCGAGACGCGCCAGAAACUGCUACGCAAUGUGAAGAAAGAGGUGAAACAAAUUAUGGAGGAGGCGGUAACGAGGAAGUUUGUCCACGCAGACAGCAGCCACAUUAUAUCCUUCUGUGCUGUGGUGGAGGCCUGCGUGCUUCAUGGGCUGAAGCGUCGUAUCGCCGGCCUGCUGUGCAGUAACAAGGUCGCGGCGCUGUUCAUGAAAGCGGCAAAAAGCUUCUCGCCUGCUGAGGAACUCUGCCACAAGGUCCAAGAGCUGGAGCAGCUCAUCGAAAACAGCAAGCAGAACAGUUCGUCACAGGUUAGCGACCGCAGUCGGCAAUCCAAGUUGGCCAACCUCCCCCCUCAGGCACUGAGACACCUGUGGAUCCGGACUGCACUGAUGGAGAAGCUCCUGGACAAGAUUGUCAUGUACCUGGUGGAGAACAGCAGUGCCUUCUAUGAGAAAGAAGCCAUGCUGAUGGAUCCUGUGGAUGGACCGAUCCUCGCAUCUCUUUUGGUUGGCCCUUGUGCUUUGGAGUACACUAAAGUCAAGACUGCAGACCAUUUCUGGACGGACCCAUCUGCUGACGAGCUCGUACAGCGGCACCGCAUCCACAGCGGCCACUGUCGGCAGGACUCGCCGUCCAGACGGCCUGCCUUGAUCCAGAAGAGACAGUCCAGCGGCAGCAUGGAUGACCGCCCUCUCAUGUGGGUGAAGGACUACGUCGAAUCACUCCACCAAAACUCCAGAGCCACGCUUCUGUUCGGGAAGAACAAUGUCCUGGUGCAGCCGAGAGAUGACAUGGAGGCCAUCCCGGGCUACCUUUCUCUACAUCAGACUGCAGACCUCAUGACACUGAAAUGGACGCCUAAUCAGCUGAUGAAUGGCAACGUGGGGGAGCUGGAUUCUGAGAAGAGCGUGUAUUGGGAUUACGCUAUGACGAUUCGUUUGGAGGAGAUCGUGUAUCUCCACUGUCAUCAGCAAGUGAACAGUGGUGGGACAGUCGUUUUGGUGAGCCAGGACGGGAUCCAGAGACCUCCUCUGCAUUUCCCCAAAGGAGGCCACCUCCUCCAGUUUCUCACCUGCCUGGAGACCGGCCUGCUCCCUCAUGGGCAGCUGGACCCGCCACUGUGGAAUCAGAGGGGAAAGGGGAAAGUUUUCCCCAAGCUGCGAAAGAGGAGUCCGCACGGCUCCUGCGAUUCUGUAUCAGAUAAGGAGGAUGAUGAAGCGACCGAUUAUGUGUUUCGAAUCCUCUUUCCUGGCAAUCAGAUGGAGUUCAUGGCCCUGGAGCUGAUGGACCAGGGCGUGAACAUGUGGCAGCCGACGCCCAGAAAGUCCUCGUGCUCCUCCUGCUCACAGAACGGCUCCUCUGACGGCUCUCUGCCUAACGGUUGUAAUCAGGAGAGGGCUCCCUUAAAGCUCCUGUGCGACACCAUGAAGUACCAGAUAAUCUCCCGAGCUUUCUAUGGAUGGCUUGCAUACUGCCGUCAUCUGUCCACAGUCCGUACCCACCUUUCUGCUCUGGUCAACACGACUAUAGUUGACCCCGAGGUGCCCUGUGGUGCCCGGGGGGGCCUCUCGCUUGAGGUCUGGAGCAGGUUCCUCCAGGACCGCUCUGCCUAUGAGGAAAAGGAGAUCCACAGGCUCGUGUAUUUUGGUGGCGUGGCUCCUUCACUACGCAAAGAGGUUUGGCCCUUCCUGUUGGGACACUACCAGUUCACUAUGACUGAGAAAUGCCGGAUAGAGAUUGACGAGCAGAUGAGGAUCGUGUAUGAACAGACUAUGAAGGAGUGGCAGGGUUGUGAGGCCAUCGUCCGUCAGAGAGAGAGGGAGAAACAUGCAGAGGCCAUCGCCAGAUGUUCGUCUGGAGCCAGCGUGGAGAGAGGGCCGGUGCAGCGGGACUCCACCAUCAGCACAGAUUCGUCUCUCAGUAGCAACUCGGAUCAACAGAAUGCCCAAUUGCAAAGCGAUUCCAGCAGCAGCAGCGCGCAGGUGUUUGGAUCCGUUGAGGCAGUGGAUCAGAUUGAGACUGAGCCGACGGCCGUUGAGGGAGAAACACAGCACAGCCGUCCAUUGAAGGACAUCACAUGUGGCACUGCAGAGGCCCCACAGCCACCCUCUGGCAACCCCUCAUCCCCGAGUCUGUCAAAUCAAUGUCCAGAGUCAAAAAACAGCCCUCUUGGAACUGAGUCAGCUGUUGGAUCCACAGCCUCCCAGCAGACAGCAGAAGCAUCAGAAGUCUUAAAGGAGAAGAUUACAACAGAAGCACAGCCAGGAGGGGAGGAUGUGAAGGACGCGGCAGCCAAGGAGGAGGUUUUAGAGACGAAGAUGGAGACGGUUUCAGGCGGUGAGGUGGUUAAGGACUGUGGAAUUGCUAACUCAAAAGAGAUGCCUGAGUCUGAAGUAAAACCUGGAGUAGAGGAAAAAGAAAUAACACCAAAUGAGCCAUCUGAGGAUGUAAAAGAAGUAGACACCAGUAUGAAUUUAAGAUCUGUUCCAGAGAAAACUAAUGUUCUAAAGCUAGAAACAGAGAUUCACAACGAGUAUUUCCAAGCACCUCCACUGGGGCAGACCUUGACUUUUCAAGUGCAAAAGAGCAAAUCUGAUCUGAGAGUGGAGUCAUUGUGUUCACCCACGGCAGAGAAAGAUACUAAUCCAGCAGGUGAAACGAAGCCAGCGGUUUCUGAAAAACCUGAAACGGCGUCUGAAGAAAUCCCAUCACAAGUGUCAAAGGCCGCCACCACGGGGGCAGAAAGAAAGGAUGCGGGAGCGUCAGCUUGUGAAUUGGCUGAAGUGAAAAAAGCUGCAGAAAUUUCGUCUGAGAAACCGGGCUCAAAUUCGCCCGUCAGACAAGUACUGAACGCACUUCAGACGGCUUCAAGGGGCAGCCUUUCAUUAUCGUCCCACUCCCGGCAGUCUCCAGACACGGCCGAUUCAGACGACUCUCCCUCUGCCCUGGAAAUGGAGGACAUUCCUGCAGGGAUAACAUGUGUGACCUCUGAGGAUAUCAAAGCCAGGCCUUUGGCAGGGCUCGCCGCUCCCCCCAUCUCCUUUGCCCGAAGAGAGAGAAUGGCAUCAGAGGGCCUCGUCCUAGAUCACCAUCUGGACACGGCCUGUAACACCAGUCCUGAGGGCACCGACCUGGGCCUUUCUGAAGAGGAGCCUGAGAUGGAAAACGUGCUCGCCGAACCAGACGCUGCGGAGGUGAGAGCAGGCGCCAAACACGACGAAUCCUCAGAGGAACAAACCUAUUCUCAAGAAACACUGGACAUGUACUUGAUCAAUUUGCACCGCAUCGACAAAGACGUCAGACGUUGUGACAGAGCGUACUGGUACUUCACAUCCGAGAACCUGGACAAGCUGCGCAACAUCAUGUGCAGUUACGUGUGGCAGCAUCUGGAUACGGGUUACGUCCAGGGCAUGUGUGAUCUGCUGGCUCCCCUACUGGUUAUUCUGGACGACGAGGUCAUGGCAUUUAGCUGCUUCACUGAGCUGAUGAAGAGGAUGAACCAGAACUUUCCUCAUGGAGGUGCCAUGGACUCUCACUUUGCCAAUAUGCGUUCUCUUAUCCAGAUCCUGGACUCUGAGCUGUUUGAACUGAUGCAGCAGAACGGAGACUACACUCACUUCUAUUUCUGUUAUCGCUGGUUCUUGCUUGACUUCAAAAGAGAGAUGGUGUAUGACGACGUGUUCUCAUUGUGGGAAACGAUCUGGGCAGCCAAGUACACCUCCUCGGAGCACUUUGUGCUCUUCAUCGCUCUGGCACUUGUGGAGAUGUACAGAGACAUCAUCCUGGAAAAUAACAUGGACUUCACGGACAUCAUCAAGUUCUUUAACGAAAUGGCCGAGCGACACAACGUCCCGCAGGUCCUGAUGAUGGCUCGAGACUUGGUCCAGAAAGUGCAGACACUCAUUGAAAACAAGUGAUGACAGGAUGCCGCUAUCCUGCUGCUGCUGCUGCUGCUGCUGCUGCUCCUCCCAUGUUUUCUUUGUGCUAAAUUAUUUCAAAGUACUACUGACGCUCCCACGUAAUAGUCAUGUAUUCAAGAGGAAAAAGGAAUCAAUGUUAGUGAAAUGCCGUGAUUGGUAAGUGCUGAAAAGACGACCGGUCAUAUAGUUGUGUGACGUCUUUUCCAGAUGCUCCUGCCUAUAUUCAGGAGAUGCAACUAUUGCCAGUAAAUUGAUUUUGAACGUGUUAUUGUUCACCUGGUGAAUGUACCCUCGUCGCUUCGGGAUGUUAUUUAUUUUGCCUUAAAUUUUGCUGUUUUUUCAGGGAUACAGCAACCAACAUUCUUUACUGUAUUGUUACAUUUUCUGCCGGGUUAUUUUGGUGAAGUUAUACCUGCCAUACAGCUUGUGACACACUUGAACAUAUUUUAAGUAUUUUUUAAAAAAAUAUUAUUUCGGUGAAACUGUAGCUACUAUGAUUAAAACAUCUCGUGAUGCACUUGAAUAUAUUUUCAGUAAUAAUAUCUGCCAUUAUUAGACGAUUUGGACUUAGAGGUACAUUAGAGGAGGCUGUGUCCAUGUAGCAUGUGUGGUUUGCUUCCCGAUAGCCAUUUUGAGGACCGCUUGCCGGCUUCUCGGUGAAGCUCGGUGGUCCUCUCCCUGUGUUUGCCUCCGAUGCACACAAGCCCUGCAGGAUAUCCAGACCGAACCUGUGAGCUCUGUGCAUGAUUGCACAUAGUUUGCAUACGCAGUAUCGUCUUUUCCUCUGGCACCCCACCAAGUUCUCAUACUGUGCGCUCCUCCUAUCUCUGACCUCCUCUAUGCAUUCGACCAUGGUGUGAACGUCAUCCUUCGACCCCUCCACUUGCUUUUAUUUCUGUGCUGACCAACACCCUAACACAAUGCUGCUCUGGCUGAAGAACUCAGCUAAUGGUUCUCAAGACAUUGAGACGGUACAGUGCUAACAGUGGCUCAUUUGAUCUCAAAGGGGUGCAGUGAACGCAACAUGCUUCCUUUGCAGUCUGCACGUCCCUCUCUCACUUUCACCUUAGAAACAGUUUCAUGGUUUUCUGCCUCUGUCUUGUCCUGCCGAUACUGCUUAGCUUGUCAAACAAGUCUUACAAAACACUACUGAUACAUAAUGGAAAGGGGGCAUCUUGUGCUCUCUGCCUGCCGGAUUUUUGGGCUCAUUUUUUGGGGGAGACUGUAAUCGUCCCCAGAUUACUACUGCACACCUCUUAGCUCAAGAGUUUCUGUUCAUUGUACUUUAUCACCGUGCUGCUCAGACUGUCGUGACUUCAGCUACUUGUAUAGUUCUUCUUUUUGUAGCCGUCAUUUCACAGUCUUUUGAGUACCAGGAGGUCAACUUGCUACAUUUAAAGGCUCGGUUUAGUGGUAGCUAACAGUGGUAUGCAGCCAUGCAGAUAUUUCCAGUUUUAUGUGUGUACGGUCAGUGGAAGUGAAUGGAAUUCCAUCUUUCCAGCCGAAAAAUUAACAUUUAGCUGCAACUUGUGUGUCCAGAAACAAUGUCCUGGAGAUGUAUUUGGUUAAAAAAAAAAUCCAAUGUUAUGUUGUGAAUAUCCUAAAAUCGUCACAAAUAAAUACUCCUCUAUCUACAUGGCUCAAUACCAGCAUAAGUAUGUCCAAAAAUAUGACUUAUUGGUGCCACUUGUGUUCGCAAAACAGCUUAAACACACCUGCAUUUGGUUCACUGUGGCUUAAAUUCCAGUGUUUUUAUAUCACUGCUAAUGUGUCUCCAUACGAUCCUCUAAAACAUGCCCAAGUAUUGCUGUUUGUGUAUUGCUGUGUUUGUUGUCAGAAGAUUUACUGUAUACAAUGUGUUAAAAAGACUUAUUGUCUAAGAUAGUACAUAUUUAUUAAAUGCAAUACAAUGUCUGUAUAUGGGCUUUAUCGGACUAUAAUGAACAGAAAGAUAAAAAUAUGCCAUUGGAAAUAAAUAUAUUUUUAUUUUUUUUCUCUGUCCUCUCAGAUUGUCACCUGGUAUAAUUAAUUUAUUGCGUAUUAAAAAAUAUUAU
Molecule: messenger RNA, 6213 nt
Organism: Acanthopagrus latus (yellowfin seabream)
Lineage: Eukaryota; Metazoa; Chordata; Actinopteri; Spariformes; Sparidae
Gene: sgsm1b
Product: small G protein signaling modulator 1b
Exons: 25
Coding region: 224-4156 (1310 amino acids)
Biological process (GO): activation of GTPase activity
Molecular function (GO): GTPase activator activity
Source: RefSeq, a predicted model, not a curated record